Colletes gigas is the source of this 727-nucleotide messenger RNA. RefSeq names its product bis(5'-nucleosyl)-tetraphosphatase [asymmetrical] (gene Apf). Bases 259 to 681 code for a protein of 140 amino acids. Gene Ontology annotation, biological process: ATP biosynthetic process; AMP biosynthetic process. Lineage: Eukaryota; Metazoa; Arthropoda; Insecta; Hymenoptera; Colletidae. The transcript has 3 exons. Gene Ontology annotation, molecular function: bis(5'-nucleosyl)-tetraphosphatase (asymmetrical) activity. The record is from RefSeq and is a predicted model, not a curated record.
UUAUGUUGACGGAAGGUUAAAUAUUCUUAAUUUUAUGCCUUCUCGGCUGAAGUUUUAAAAAAAAAAGAUUUACCCAUUUCAAUUUUCACAGAAGCAAUGUAAAUAGACAGAGAUCACGAUUCUCCAUGUUCUAAGCCCAAGUCCUAAAUCUCGUUAAAUCCAAUUACGAUCGUGCUGGAAGUCCCGUGACGCAUCGCUGCUCUUUCGAUAAGUACUUGUCUCUAAUCGCGAUAAACUGUCGACUUUCCUGAGGACACGAUGUCACGACGCGCCUGUGGAUUCGUUCUAUUUCGUCGAGCGCACGAAAUAAUUGAAUAUCUUCUUAUGCAAGCCACGUACGACGAUCAUUGGUCACCGCCAAAAGGUCACGUAGAUCCCGGCGAAACGGACAUGGAAACCGCGUUGCGCGAAACAAAAGAAGAAACUGGCUUAAUGGCCGACGAUAUCAAGAUUUUCGAAGACGCGAGACAAGAACUGAAUUACAAAGUGAAUGGAAACCCAAAAAUUGUUAUAUACUGGCUAGCCGAAUUAAUUAAGCCCGACAAACCCAUCAAAAUGUCGGACGAACAUCGAGCGUUCAAGUGGCUUCCGCUCGAAGAAGCUUGUUCCACUGCUGAAUACACAGAUAUGCAAGCCACGUUGAAAACAUUCAAUGACUACAUACUCAAGAAUCUGUCUUAAUAUACCUGGUACUUUUUCGAAACAUUUGUCAGGGAUUAAUAAAAAU